This is a messenger RNA of Penicillium malachiteum, 963 nucleotides long. RefSeq lists its product as uncharacterized. The coding region runs from base 1 to 963 and encodes 320 amino acids. NCBI's taxonomy places the organism in Eukaryota, Fungi, Ascomycota, Eurotiomycetes, Eurotiales, Aspergillaceae. The record is from RefSeq and is a predicted model, not a curated record. The transcript has a single exon.
AUGAGUUGUAUCUGUGGAAAUGACUCUCGCUCUCCCACACCGGAUGAGGCACGCCGGUUACUACAGGAAGAACGAGACGAGCGGGAGGAACGAGGACAGCAAGAGAACCGAAGACGGCGAAGAGAGCAAGAGGGAACGCCUGCGCCAAACGGAAACGGUACUCCUGACCCUGAUCGACCCCACCCACAGCCUGCUGACGAUGAACUUGGGCCUGCUCCACCUGCGCCUGCGCCUGUAGUCCAGGAGGGGCGUGAUCCUAUCCGUGAUCGCAAAUGGCUACAAGAUCGCGGAACCCAAGUGGUGGAAUGGAUUGAUAAUCCCGAUUCUCCAGACUGUUUUGUAAACGAUUCCUUCCUGACCCUUCAACAACUCUCAGAAUAUCCAGAUGCAGCUUUUUCUAGCGUCGGACCCCCAGAUGAUGCAUAUGCGACCUACUUCGCUUGGGCCACUGAGCCGGCUGAAUGGAUGCAUUGGGUUAUUUGGUUUGGGAUGGAUAGCUGGAGCGGCAUGACUGCUAAUGGAGUGAUUGUCAUGGGAAGUAUUAGCCGCACAGAAAACUCGGACCAUCCUUUUACUUCAGAUAUUGCUUUAGCGCUUUAUGCAAAUCAAUUUGAGUCUACGGAUUCUCUUCGGCAUAUAUUGUUUGAUGGGGUUGUUAAUGCUCAGACUAGGAGUCUUGUCGCUCAGCAUUUGUACCGUGACGAAGAUCAGCUUGGUGAAGAUAUUCGUCAGUGGGAGCAUGGUUCACAGGAGUAUUUCGAGCUUAUGGGAACUCGCAUUGGACGCGUCGCUGCGUAUACUGUUCUUAGUGCCUUCCCGCGUGGAAGUCAUCGUAUUAGUAGGAUUGUUACCGACUUUGAACCUGGUGCUCUUUCUGUUGAUAUACGCUUUGAUAUUGAGGCUGUCUCAAAUUACUAUGAUACUGGGCCUGUUAGUCCACUGCCGGUGGAUACUAGUAUCUGA